Messenger RNA from Oryza brachyantha (malo sina), 1403 nucleotides. Its product is annotated as high-affinity nitrate transporter-activating protein 2.1. Gene Ontology annotation, cellular component: plasma membrane. Gene Ontology annotation, biological process: response to nitrate; nitrate transmembrane transport. NCBI's taxonomy places the organism in Eukaryota, Viridiplantae, Streptophyta, Magnoliopsida, Poales, Poaceae. Bases 395 to 1021 code for a protein of 208 amino acids. The transcript is spliced from 2 exons. The record is from RefSeq and is a predicted model, not a curated record. Gene Ontology annotation, molecular function: nitrate transmembrane transporter activity.
CCAAAAGCUCAAUUACCCCCACAAAUUAAAUGAUCUCCAAGCUGCAUGAUUCCUCUUCUCACACGUCAACGCUUCUGACUUUGGGAUGGAUUCAUGGAUAUCCCGGCUUCUCUGAACUUAAUCAAUUUGAGAUCAUCAACUCCAGCUAGGUCAAGUUGCCUCUUGAACCCAACGAAGUAGCUGGUCAACUGCAAGCUCGCAGCACUCUCUCUCUCUCUCUCUCUCUCUUUUCGUCUAUAUAUAUUCACUCGGUUGCCGAUCGAUCUCGGCAGCCAGCAGAUUGAUUCCGUCUUCGUCUCCGUCUCCGGCCACCGGUGAGCAGCUUUUUCUUGGCUGAUAUAAGGAGGGAGCUAGAAAAAGGAGGAGGAGGAGGUCAGGUCUGGGUGAGACAGCAAUGGCGAGGCUAGGUGUUGCUCUCUCGCUGUCGUCGUUGGUGCUGGUCGUCUUGCUCGGCGCCGGCUUGCCUCGGCCAGCGGCCGCGGCGGCGACGCAGGUGUUCCUCUCCAAGUUGCCCAAAGCGCUCGUCGUCGCCGCCUCGGCCAAGCACGGCGAAGUGCUGCACGCCGGCGAAAACACGGUGACGGUGACGUGGUCGCUGAACUCGACGGAGCCGGCCGGCGCCGACGCGGCCUUCAAGAGCGUGAAGGUGAAGCUGUGCUACGCGCCGGCGAGCCGGAAGGACCGCGGGUGGCGCAAGGCCUCCGACGACCUGCACAAGGACAAGGCGUGCCAGUUCAAGGUCACCGCGCUGCCGUACGCCGCCGGCGGCGGCGGCGGCAGGUUCGACUACGUCGUGGCGCGGGACGUCCCGACGGCGUCCUACUUCGUGCGCGCCUACGCGGUGGACGCGUCCGGCACGGAGGUGGCCUACGGCCAGACCUCGCCGGACGCCGCCUUCGACGUGGCCGGGAUCACCGGCAUCCACGCCUCCCUCAAGGUCGCCGCCGGCGUCUUCUCCACCUUCUCCAUCGCCGCGCUCGCCUUCUUCUUCGUCGUCGAGAAGCGCAAGAAGGACAAGUAGAGCGCGGAGCGGCCGCCGCACCGCCAUGGAUCUUGAUUCUACCAUGGAUUGAAUUCCACUACCCAAAACAAAAGUUACAAAACUAAAAAUGUGAACUUUAGCUUGCUAUUAUCACAUUCAUGUACACAGUGCUCUGCUGUUCUCGUAUCUAGUUUUGCGUUUGGUUUUCUCUCUUUUUUUCCUUUUUUGAAAUUAUAUGUACCUUUUAUGUUAUCCUUUUUUGGUCAUCUACGUGCAUCAAAUAUGAAAUAAUUUGGUUGCCAUAAGUAUGUGCUUGCUGGUCUGGUCAUGUAUGGUAUAGCAUGUGAUGGGUAGCUGUGUGCACAGGUCAGGCGAGCAGGUGCCAACAACAGGAAGAAAAAUGUCAAGCUUAUCGUUUAAA